Molecule: messenger RNA, 1419 nt
Organism: Cryphonectria parasitica EP155
Lineage: Eukaryota; Fungi; Ascomycota; Sordariomycetes; Diaporthales; Cryphonectriaceae
Exons: 2
Coding region: 1-1419 (472 amino acids)
Biological process (GO): pentose-phosphate shunt, oxidative branch; pentose-phosphate shunt
Cellular component (GO): cytosol
Molecular function (GO): NADP binding; phosphogluconate dehydrogenase (decarboxylating) activity
Source: RefSeq, a predicted model, not a curated record
AUGGCCCUCCUGUUUGCCGAGUAUGACAUCGAAGUCCACCUCUUCGAUCCGGCCACAGAGAACGUGAAGCGCGUUCUCGACCAGGCCAAGAAAGCAGGGCUCGGCUCAAAAGUCUUCCACCAGAAGGACUACGAGUCCCUUUGCGGAUCUCUACCCUCCGAUUCUCCCAAGGUGUUCGUGCUGAGUGUCCCUCAUGGCUCGGUGGGAGAUAAGACUAUUGAUGGUCUGGAGCCGUUCCUCAAUAAGGGAGACGUGAUUAUGGACGCGUCUAACGAGCGGUGGACACACACCGAGAGACGUCAGGAGCGCCUGAGACCAAAGGGCGUACACUUUAUCGGUAUGGGCGUCUCUGGCGGAUACCAGGCAGCACGACACGGUCCGUCCAUCUCGCCUGGCGGCAGUACACAGGAGGCCCUCGACAUGGUUUGGCCAUUCCUGUCCAUGAUCGCGGCCAAAGACCGCCAUGGACGUCCAUGCACGGCCAAGCUAGGCGUCGGCGGAUGUGGCCACUACGUGAAGAUGGUUCACAACGGCAUCGAGCACGGGAUGAUGCAGGUCCUUUGCGAGAUAUGGGGCAUCAUGGCCAACGGCCUAGGAUGGUCGUUCGAGGAGAUUGGAGACGUUUUCGAGCGCUGGAAUACCAACAAGGACAGCCCUCUGCGAUCCAAUUUUCUGAUCGAGAUCGGCGCUGAGAUAUGCCGGAAGAAGGAUCCAGAGGAUGAGACUAAGUACAUCCUCUCGAGCAUUCGUGAUAAGGUCGUCCAGGACGUGUGCGAAGAGGAGGGUACGGGCACGUGGACGGUGGGUGAGGCCGCGAGACUGCAUGUUUCUGCGCCAACCAUCGCCGUGUCGCACAUGACUCGACCCUGCAAGACAGAGGCACAGACGGUCGAGGGCAAGGCCAAGGCGGCCCGCGAGCUCCGAGACGCGACAUAUGCGUGCUUCCUGCUGUGCUUCGUCCAGGGGAUGCAUAUCAUCGCAGCGGCAGAUGCAGAGCACGAGUGGAAGCUGAACUACAGCGACAUCAUGCAGCUGUGGCGGGGUGGGUGUAUCAUUCAGUCUGACGGGAUCGUGGACAUGCUCGACGAGAUUUACAAGUCGGAAACGGUAGACAGGGUCAACCUCCUCGCCCACCCGACCAUCGCAAAAGAGCUGGGCAGCACGAUGGCCUCGCUGAAGGAGCUCGUGAUCAGCUCGCUGGGGAUGGACUCAUUUGUGCCGGCGCUGAGCGCGAGUCUGGAGCAUUUCAAGUACUCCAUCUCAACAGACCUUCCCACAAGCUUCCAGGAGGCGGAGCUGGACUUCUUUGGGCAUCACAUGUAUGAUCUUAAGAGCGAGAGUGCUGGGGACCCGGUCAUGGGCAAGCACCACUUCGAAUGGAGGCCCGCAAGAGGAAUUCGAGAUGAGGAGCAAAAAUGA